Cicer arietinum (chickpea) is the source of this 1739-nucleotide messenger RNA. Its product is annotated as putative MO25-like protein At5g47540. Lineage: Eukaryota; Viridiplantae; Streptophyta; Magnoliopsida; Fabales; Fabaceae. The record is from RefSeq and is a predicted model, not a curated record. Gene Ontology annotation, molecular function: protein serine/threonine kinase activator activity. Gene Ontology annotation, biological process: intracellular signal transduction.
UUUUUUAAUGACAGAAAUGAUCAUCAUAAUCAUAUGAUCCUAUAUUAACAAUUCGGAGGGUAUUUUUUGUUUUUAUUUAUUUACUGAAACUGGAGUGGAUGAAUUAAAACCGGCGUGGAAAGGGAAAAAGAUGAAACAUAAGUUUGUUUUUUCUGGUAGUUAUCAUAUCAAGUUGAAUUGAAUUGAAUCUCGUAUUAAAUCGUAUCCUAAUGCAUCAUGUUCAGUGUUGAUUAUCCUCUCAUCCAUCAUUUUCUUUUUCUUUUUUUCUCUCAUAAUAAAAUCAGAAUCGUAAAUAAUAAUAAUAAUAAUUGAGCUAGUAGUAAUAAUAUUGCAAAAAAAAAAAAGCUCUCUCUCUUUCUAUUACCAUCUUCUUCUCCAACUUCGACGCUGAAUCAGAAACCCUAAUCUGAGAAGAUGAAGGGUCUCUUCAAGGCGAAACCACGUACUCCAAUUGAUAUUGUGCGUCAAACCAGAGAUCUUCUCGUUUACUUCGAUCGCAGCACCGAAUCCAGAGAUAGCAAGCGCGAAGAGAAACAAAUGACCGAGCUAUGUAAAAAUAUCAGGGAGCUAAAGUCAAUCCUUUAUGGAAAUAGUGAAUCUGAACCUGUCUCGGAAGCUUGUGCGCAAUUGACUCAGGAGUUCUUUAAGGAGAACACGUUGCGACUGCUUAUCAAAUGUAUCCCAAAAUUGAAUUUGGAGGCCAGAAAAGAUGCCACUCAAGUUGUUGCAAAUUUACAAAGGCAACCUGUUCAGUCUAAGUUGAUCGCAUCUGAUUAUCUGGAGAAAAACAUGGAUCUUAUGGAUGUUUUGAUAGUUGGCUAUGAAAACACAGAGAUGGCUUUACACUAUGGUGCGAUGCUGAGGGAGUGUAUAAGACACCAGAUUGUUGCGAGAUAUGUUCUGAACUCACCUCAUAUGAAGAAGUUCUUUGAUUAUAUUCAACUUCCAAAUUUCGACAUUGCUGCAGAUGCUGCAGCAACUUUUAAGGAACUCUUGACAAGACAUAAAUCUACUGUAGCUGAAUUCCUUUCUAAUAAUUAUGAAUGGUUUUUUGCAGAUUAUAACUCUAAGCUGUUGGAAUCUUCCAAUUAUAUUACAAGGCGCCUAGCUGUAAAGUUGCUGGGAGAUAUGUUACUUGACCGUUCAAAUUCAGCCGUAAUGACCCGAUAUGUGAGCUCAAGAGAAAACUUGAGGAUUUUGAUGAAUCUUCUAAGAGAAUCCAGCAAAAGCAUACAAAUAGAAGCAUUUCACGUUUUCAAGCUAUUUGCUGCUAACCAACAUAAACCAGCUGAUAUUAUCAGCAUAUUUGUUGCAAACAAAAGUAAGAUUCUGAGACUAUUGGAUGAAUUCAAAAUCGAUAAAGAGGACGAACAGUUUGAAGCUGACAAAGCUCAAGUGAUGGAGGAAAUUGCUGCUCUUGAACCUUAGGGAAUAACAUGCUCGAGUUCCAGACUGUGUUAAAUGACAAGUUGCAAUGUGGUAUUUUACUUUUAUGAACUGUAUUAUAAUAGUUAUGUUAGUCAUCUAGAUGCAACUAUCAUUUCAUACAGAUUUGAAUGCUUCCAUUCUGUAAUUCUAUCGUCGCCUGUAAAAUAUUAGAUAAAUAAAUUGUUUAAACGAGCUACAUAAGGUUUAUGGCUUUCAAGGUGUUAGAAAGUAAUAAAGAUAUUCCUAGUUGACGUGUAAAUUACAAUUAGUACGAGGUCAUGCAAUAAUCUGACCCUCAUAAAUUUGUUGAA